AUGGCCACAACAGCAAGCAAGGACGUUGAGAAAGGUGAUUACUUCAAGAACUUCUUCGCACAAAGUCUUCGAGAUGCGCCAGCCUUCCGAGAUGAAACCUCGCAAGUUUUCGGGAAGAUUACACAGAUGAUGUCUGGAACCGAAGAGCUGUACAUCUUUGCUGUUACCUGCGACAACGACACGAAAUUUUGCAGGAAACAGAGUUACUAUGCACACAUGGGCGACGAUAGGAGGACAAUGAACUUUUGCGACCGUUUUUUUGCUACGGAUGGUGAUAUCAAAGCAACUAACGACAGAGCAAAGGAGUGUGAUUCGAUGACUCUCAGGGAAGCUCACCGAUCCAAAGCAGCCCUUCUUGUUCACGAAACGACACAUACUCGAUAUGCCAUGCUCUACGAGGACCCCACUGACAAAUAUGCCAGAAGUCUCGACUACGCGUAUGGCUUUGCUGCAUGUUACCAGCUGGCUCGCGGUCUCUUUGAUCGUGGUUGUACCGUGUACAAGAAUGAUAAGAAUCCACUCUGCGGUAACACCGAAGGAAAGGACGGUCUAUGCGACGAGAAGAGGUCAGGCACUAACGCCGAUUCUUAUGCGCUCACUGCUGCUGGCAUCUACUUCAGUGAUAAGUGCAACAAGGCGAUACCAUUACCACCGCUCCCGGGACCACUCUUCACAUUUGAACCGACCCCAACGCUACCUCCAGCCACUCCCGCUGCAAGCGAGGGAACAUCAGUUGUUUCAGGCACUCCUAUUCCAGAGGUUUUGCGACGCCGUGACCAAAUUGAAGCUCCGUAUGCCAGGGCUGAUUGUCCAAUCUACGAUGACACCAUAUUUGACGAUCCUAGGCAGGAGAUUGUAGGGUACGUUCACUUUGGUGAUUCUUAUGGUGCUGGUAUGGGUACUGGAACCACCAGCGGAGACGCUUGCAGAGUAGGCGAAAACAACUUCGGGGAUUUGCUUUACAAGUCAUGGAAUGAUAAAGGCAUUCCUUAUGAGCGAAAAGUGUGCUCCGGUGACACUAUCAAGGGACUGAAUCGCCAAAUUGACGAAUGGGUAGACUCAAAUGGAACCAACGUUGGCACUGUCUCCAUCGGCGGUAACGACGUUGGGUUUAGCGAUCUGGUUUACGAUUGCAUAAUUACCCCCAAUACAGCACGCUGGGGCUCGACGAUGCGAGCGCUCUGUACAGAUGUUGAGAAAAAAGCUCGAGACAUGAUGAGCGAUCAGGGAUCGGAUGGGAUGAAGUCCAAGCUAAAAGCCGCCUAUCGAAGGAUCCUGAAGAAGUCUGGUAGAUCAGACUUCCGACUCUACGUCACAAGCUACGUUGAAUUUUUCAACACUGCUACAACUGACUGUGACAAAUCAACAUUCCACUACUGGUGGGCUGGCUACAAUCCAUCCUCAGACCCGUUCUUCAACCGCAUUGUCUACCUCAAGCAAGAUCUGCGUGUUGAGAUUGAUGAUCUAGUAAAGGAUCUCAACAAAGUCAUCGAAUCAGCAGUCACGGAAGCAAACAAGGAACACGGUGGUUACCAGAUCAAUUUCGUCGACGUCAACGCCCGCUUCAACGCACAUCGCUGGUGCGAGCAAGGCGACUGGCACGAGCCCGCGCCAGAAGUCGACAGCACAUGGCUCUUUCUCAGUGGCUGGCCUGAUGUCUCGAUUGAAGGGUCCAGCGUAAACACCGCAGCCAUUGAGACGGCUGAAAUCAAGCAAAUUAUCGAUGCAGGGCGCAUACCUCUUCCAGAUGCCGAUUGCAGGAAAACUCUAGACUCAGACGCGGAUCCCUACCUACGUUCGUUGUGCUAUUACGCCGAGGCUGUGGCAGAAAGCAGCAACGGAACAGAAGCGACAUAUCUUGCCGAAGCAAAUGCACAGAUCGAGAGUAAAAAUGUGACGAGUCAGCACAUUGGAUGGUUCACACCAACACGGCAGGUUAAAACCUUUCAUCCGAGAAGUCCGGGUAUGGUAGCGUACAAAGACGCGAUUGUGGAGAGCAUCGAGCAAGUGGGACAAGUUUAG
This is a messenger RNA of Parastagonospora nodorum SN15, 2022 nucleotides long. RefSeq lists its product as hypothetical. Gene Ontology annotation, molecular function: triacylglycerol lipase activity; metallopeptidase activity. NCBI's taxonomy places the organism in Eukaryota, Fungi, Ascomycota, Dothideomycetes, Pleosporales, Phaeosphaeriaceae. Bases 1 to 2022 code for a protein of 673 amino acids. The record is from RefSeq and is a predicted model, not a curated record. Gene Ontology annotation, biological process: triglyceride catabolic process. The transcript is spliced from 3 exons.